AUGGUGGCAUCAGAGUUCGAAGGAAAAGAUAUAGAAUACAUAAAUAAAUAUAAUGAACUUGAUAAAAAUGGGCUUGGUGAAAAUUACACUGAAACAAAAAACCAGGAUACAACCAAAACAAUUUACAUUGGAAAAUAUUUACAAGACGAAGAUAUAAUUCUCAAUGAAUCCACAAAAUAUCAAGUAUUAUUUUCAUAUUUAAAAAAAAAAGAGAAAAAAAAAUUAAUACAAGAUGGUGGUGAUAAUAUAAUCUUACAAAAAGAUAUUUUCUCCUCAAAAACAUCAGGUUUAGUUCAAAUAUUUUCUGAAAAUUUAAUAAAACAUAAUAUAAAUUUAGAAAUAUAUAAUGAUAAAUUAUAUAUAUCAUUAAAAUUUAAAGAUCAAAUUGAUCCCCUUAUACCAUAUUUAAAAAAAGAAUUUUUUUUUAAAACAAAAAAUGAAGAAAAUGUUAUAUUAUUAUUAGCUAAAAAAUUUGAAAUCUAUAAUGCCUUAAUGAAAUCUAUGUAUUUAAAAGAUAAAGUUAAUGAAUAUUUUAAAAGUAAUAAAAAAAUAAAUGAUUUUUUUUUAAAUAAUAAUUUUGAAAAAAAUACAGAUACCUAUACUAAUCUUGUUAAUACAACAUUUUUUUCUAGCUCUUAUAAUGUUAAUAAUUUCGAAGCGGAAAUAAAUGAACAUACAAAAUGGAACGAUCCAAAUAUGCAGCCAAUAAACAUUUCUCACAACCUAUUAUUAGAAGAAAAUAAAAAUGAAAUUGCCAAUUUAAAUUUGAAAAAAAGAAAGACAGAAAAAUAUGAGUUUUGUGAAAAUGACAAUUUAGAAGAUAAAUACACAAACCUUAUGAAUGAUAAUGUAAUGACAAAUUUUGAAAAGGAAUAUUUUAAAACUAGUAAUGCAGAAAAUAUUGAACAAGUAAAUAUAAAAAAAAACGAGCUAAAAAUGUUUGAUAUAAAAAUGUGUGGGACAAAAGAAGAACGACGGAAAUUGAAAGAACAAAUGAAGUUAGAGAAAAAUGAAUUCCUUAAAAUUCAAAAAGAAGAGAAAAAAAAAAGAAAGGAAAAAAAAAUGCUAGAAAGAAAAAAAAUGAUAGAAUUAGAAAAAGCAUAUAAAAAAAAAUUAAAAGAAGAAAAAAAAGUAAAACAGUUGCAAGAAAAAGAAAGACAAAGACAAUAUAAAAAAUUUCAAAGGGAAGAGAAAAAAAAAUUAAAACAACAAUUUUUACAAAAUCAAACAGAUGAAAUAAAUCUACAUUCAAAUAUAAAUAAUAAUUAUGAUAAAGACAAUAAUCAAGAUAAUAGUAAAACAAAUUUAAUCAUAGAAAUUGAUAAUAAUGAUAAUAGGUUAAAUGAAAAAGCAGAAUGGAUGGAAAUAAAAUCUUCAAAAAAAAAAAAAAAAAUUAUUAUUGAUAUGGCUAGCUACACACACAAUAAUAAUGUAAUCCAAAAAAAUAAUUAUAGUAACUUAAAUGAUAAUAAACUAAAUUUUUCUCAAAUAAAUGGAAAAAUAAAUAAUGAUAUUAUUCCUAAUAGUAACAAUACUAAAAGAAAGAAAAAUUUAAACACUGAUUUAAUAUAUGAAGAAAUAGAAAUACGUAAUGUUUUUGAUAAAAAUGGUCAAAUAAAAAAAAAAAUUAUUUUAAAUAGUAGUAAAAAAAAAAAAAUAAAUAAGGAUGAUCAAAAUCAAGAAAAUAAUGUCUAUAUUAGUAAGAAUAAAAAAAAGGGGAUAGGCGAUAAAAUCAAUGAAUUAUAUCAUCAAAAUGAAAUACUAAGCUUAAAAAAUGCAACACCUUUUCAAAUAAAUCAUGCAAGCAAAGUUAAAGGAAAUAUAAAUGGAGACAAAACAAAAGAGAAGAUAAAAAAAACUGGAAAAAAAAAAGAUAUAAUACACAUACCUAAUAAUGUUAUUGAUAAAAAAGUAGCUAUGCAUAUUAUGGCAUAUAAAGACGAAAUAAAUAAUAAAGAAAACAAAAAAAAAAUUGCCUUAUUUGGUCAGGUAAAACCUGAAGAUACAAUAAAAAGAGGUAUAUAUGGUUAUAAAGCUUUUCACGAUGAAGAAAAUUUAUAUGUUGAUGUCUUAAUUAUAGGAGGUGGAAUAUCUGGUUUAGCUGCUUCCUAUUAUUUAAAAAAAUGUAAUGCAAAUUUUUUAUGUAUUGAAGGAAGAAAUCGAAUUGGAGGUAGAGCAUUUACAACAAGACUUCCAAAAAGAAUUAUUAAUAAUAAAAUUCUUCCUGAAACCACAGUUGAUUUAGGGGCUAAUUAUCUUCAUUGUUGUGACAAUUCCGAUAUAUUAAAUGAAAACAAAAAAAAAAAAGUAAAAAAAAAAUAUACACCAAAAAAUGCAUUUAAAUUUAAUUAUGCAAAUAUGAGAGAUCAUAAUAAUAUAAAUAAUAUUAUUAAAACAUUGGGGAUUGAUGAAAUUGAAAAAAAUUUGGAAAACAACAUAUCACAAUUUACUGAAGAAUAUGGAAAACUAAUUAAAGAAUUUAUAAAAUCGCCAGGAAAUAAUUGUUCAAACAAUUUGAGCAACAAUAAAAAUGAUAUAAACAUUGAUAAUUUUUCAAACUUUAAAGAUGAAAAUGAUAUUGAAUGUGCCCAGUGUGAGAAUGAAAACUGGCACAGUGAUUUUGAUUAUAUAGGAAGAAAAAAGGAAAAAGAUUUGAAUAAAAAAAAACUAAAAAAAAAUAUAUUAUUUAUGAUUCGAAAUAAUGUUGAUAAUAUUUGUGAAUUUUAUGAAAAUUAUUAUUAUAAAAAUGAAAAAAAAGAUAUAUAUCAAUUUUUUAAAAUUAUAGAUGAAAAUAUUUAUUUUUAUGCAAAUUUAAGUGAUGAUAAUACAUAUAGUAUUCCUAAUAAAAAUAAAUAUAGCAAUUCUAAAGUUAUAAAAAAUAAACAACUAAAAGUUCUGACUGUUAAUAAAGAUACAAGAAAAAGAAGAGAAUAUGAUAAAUCCGUAACAAAAUUAGCUGAAAAGUUGAAACCAAAAAUAGCUUUAGUAUGUGGAAAAGACAAUUGGGAGUCUACAUUUUAUGCAUAUUGGUAUAAUAAUGAAAAUGGAAAAAAAAUUAAAAAUUUUAAAAUUUAUAGAAUGAAUUUAUUAUGUGAUAAGAUAAGAAUUAGAGCAGCUCGAAAAAUAAAAAAAUAUCUUUUUAUAAAUGAUGAUACAUAUGAUAAUCAAGAUAUUACCAAUCAAAAUAGUACACACAACACUGCUAAAAUUUUUCAUAAUAAUAAUGAUAACAAUUUGGAAUAUAACAUGAUCGAUAGUAUUGAUGAAACUACUGGCAAUCAUAAUUCAAAUCAAACUGAGGGAUAUAACAACAACGAUGAUGCACAAACUACAAGUGAUUUACAUAUUCAAAAUGAAAUAAAAAAUAACUUUCAUAAACAUAUAAAUAAUAUAAAACAUUUAAAUCCGAAUACUAGUCAAGAAAUUUAUAAUUCUUCGAAAAGCGAUGGCUUGACUGAAUAUGCAGGUGAACAAUAUGAAGAGGACGAAAUUGGCAAAAAAAAAAUUAACACAAAAAAAAAUAAUGAAGAAGAAGAAAACGAGGGAAAAUUGGAAGAUGACAACAUCCCACUAUCAAAUAAUGCUAAUGAAGAUACCAGUGAAAAUGUAGAUAUAGUAAGCAAAUCAAAAAAAAUAGACAAUGGAAAUAAUUCGAUUUCAAUAAAAAAUAGUCCCAAAAAAAAAAACUCGCCAAACUCAAAAAAUGAAAAUAUAAAAACAAAAAAUUUAACGACAAAUUUAGACACACUAUUUUAUGAUAAAAAUGCAAUAAUUUAUGAUAAUUAUUAUAAUUAUGGAGAAGAAUAUUACAAUAUUGUUAAAGAUCCAAAUAAAAAUACUGACCAAAAUCAAAAAAAAAAAUACGAUAUAAAUGACACAGAAUUGUAUAAAAAUAUGAGCAGUAAUGAUAAUAUAGAUAAUAAAGACCUAUAUGAAAAAAUUAAUAAAAAAAAAAAAAGAAGUAUGUGGGAUUUAUUAAUGGAAUGUGCAGAGGAAAUAUUCACUGAAAUGGAUUUAAAUCAAGAAAAUUUUUCGAUGGAAGAAUGGAAAAUGCUAAUGGUAGCACUACAAUCAAGAUAUGGUUAUGGUGGUGAUUUACGCAACACUUCUAUUGCAAUGUCAAGACUUCCUUCUUCAGGUUAUAUGGAUAUAGAUAUAUGUUCAAAUUAUGGUAGUAAAAAUUAUAUACUAAAAAAUAUGAAAUAUUAUGAUAAAAUAAAAAAAAAUGAACAAGUGCCACAUAUUUGUCAAUUUAAAGACAAUACCCGUGCUGAUAAAAUAGUGCUCGAUGGAUGGAAAUGGAUAAUUGAUUAUUUAUCUGAAAACAUACAAGAUCAUAUUUUUAUUAACACGGUAGCAGAACUCGUCCAAAUAAAAACUCUAGACAAUGAAAGCGUAGAUCAAAGUCACUUUUAUAUCAAUAGCAAUCCUCAAAAUGAAGACAGUGAUGAUAGCCAUUCCAAAAAAGAUGAUUCAAAUUGUAGUCACAAUAGUCCUCAAUCCACUCUAUAUGAUGAUUACAAUUUUGCUAAACAAAAAAAUGAAAAUAUCGAAUUCGGUAAAGAAAAGACUAACGAAGAAACUGAUAACUUUACCGACAAUACAAAUUAUAACAAAAUAGAUGAAAAUGAUAAAACAGGAAAUGAUGAUUUAUAUGUUGAUCCAAAUUAUGAUGGGUAUGAUUAUACUAAUUUAAAGAAGCAAUACAAAAUAUCUAGUAAUUAUGAUAAUUACAGUGCUAUAGUAAAAUGCAAAUGCUAUGAUACUUUGGGAAAAAAUGUAAAUAAAAAUUUUCAUGGUACUUCUGAUUUAAGUAAUUGUAAAUUUAAAAAUAUAAAUAUUCAUGCUAAAUAUAUUAUUGUUGCUUUACCACUUGGAUGUUUAAAAGAAAAUGAAGAAAAGAAAAAAAAUCAAAUACAAUCCUGUUUAAAGUUUGAACCUGAAUUACAUCCCCUUAAAAUUAAAGCACUCAAUAAUUAUCAAAUGGGAAGACAUAAUAAAAUUAUUUUACGAUUUUAUCCAUUUAAUUUUAUAUGGCCAUUUGAUGGUUUACAAAUAAAUUGUAUAGAUCAAAAAUUUCAGUAUUUAAAUUUACAUGCAUAUGGUAAAAUUGGAUGUAUAUUAGUACAUUGUUUUCCACCUUGGUCAACUACUUAUGGCUAUAUAAAAAAAGAGCAUUCAAUAGUUAAUGAAUGUUUAUAUACUUUAAGUAAAAUGUAUGAAAAUAGUGGGAAAAAGCUACCUAUUUUAGUUGAUUAUAUUAUAACAAAAUGGCAAGAUGAUACAUUUUCAUGUGGGUCUUAUGCAUAUCCAGAUUAUAAAUGUAAUGAUAACGAUAUUAUAUAUUUAAGAGCACCCCAUCCUAUACAUAAUCCUAAAGUUGUUUUUUGUGGUGAAUACUUAUCAAAAAGUUAUUUUCAGUGUGUUGAUGGAGCAUAUGAUACAGGAUUGAGAGCAGCAGAAGAUAUUGCCCAUAUAGGAUUAAAAUUAAAAUCUUUUGAUAACAAAAAAUAUAAUACUGAUAUAUAUUUUUUCCCUAAUAAUACAUGUCCAUUUACAAAUAUGCCAUUACCUAAGGUAAAAAGGGAAUUAUUAGGUUUUUACAUAACGGAUGGAAGUGAUGAAGCAUUGUCAGAUUAUGAAAGUUCUUCUGGAGAAGAAGAUGGAAAUAUAUCGAAUAUCCCUUUGCCAAUUAUCAAAGAAGAAUACAAUUUAUUAAGCUCUACACUAAAAAAUGUUAAUAAUUUUUUUACCCAGUUAAAAAAUGAAAGUAUUAGGAAGAGGAAAAAUUUACGUGAAAAUUGCAAAAAGAAAGAUAAAAAUAAUACAACUAGCCAAACUGAUGUAAAAAUAGCAAAUAUGAAAUCUCAAACAAAUUAUAUGAACAAUAAGAUCAAUUUAAAUGAAAUAACAGAUCAUUCAAAAAAUAAUUAUAUAGACCAGAAUAAUAGUGACUCGAAUUAUGAUGAUGGAUACAAUAAAAAAGCGUCAAACCAUUCUGAUAAUUCACACAAACUAAAUGCAGAAAUAAUACCCUCUCAAUAUGUUCCUCCAAAUGAAAUUACUAAUUUAUCUCAUAAUAUAAUGCUUAUAAAACAUAAUACGGAAAAUUCAGACAUUGAUGUAUCAUUCACUAAAUAUAUAAAUAGUAUCGAUUUUUACCUUGAUAGAUAUAUAAUAAAAUUUAGGGAUAUUAUUUUUCACAAUUAUAAUGGAAUUGAAUUAGGAAAUGGUAGCGGUGAUAUAAAUGUAGCCAAAAAUUUAAUAAAAAAAGCAUUUUUAUUAUCACAAUCAUUGCCAAUAAUAUUGAAAAGAUUUGAUAACUUUCAAUUUGUUGUACAAAAGGAAUUAUGUACAAUGCUUAAGAGAGUUGCACAUGUUCUUAUACCCUAUAUCAAUAAUAUGAAUGAAAAAAAAAGUGAAUUAUUAUUUAUUGCUGAAAAACAUCUUAAUUAUAUUUUAACAUCGAAAGAGGAAAUAAAUGAAAUAUUUUAUGAACAAAUAAUAAAUAUUUUAGAAAAAAAUAAUAACAUGGCUAGCCAAUAUAGCAAUAAUGAAGACAACAGUUUAUCCCCAAAUCCAUAUGACGAAACUACCUAUCACGACAGAAAUAAUUAUUCAUCAAAAGAGUGUUGUAUUAUAAAAAAUAAUGGUGUAGAAGACGAAAAAUCAGGGAACAAUAAUGGAUGUAAUAAUGAUAUAAAUAGUGUGCAAACAAAUAUUGCAGACAAUAAAAUUACAGCGGAUGAUCAUAAUAAUAUGAACAGUUCAGGUAACAUUUCAGAAAAACACAACAAUAAUUAUGAACAAAAAAUAAUAAAUAAAAAUGGAGAAAAUGGUGAAAAAAAUACAAAUUCAAAAGGGAAUACAAAAUGUAUGCAGUUAGAUAUGCAUAAUGAAAAAAAGAAAAAUAUGUAUAUUCAAAAUAAACAAAUAUGUGAAUUAAAUAAUUAUUUAAAAUAUGUUUUAAAUCAUAUAUUUAUGAAAAACAAAUAUAUAGAAGAAUAUAUUACAAAUACAAAUCAAAAUAAAAUAAAAUUAAAUUCAACUUGUUUUCUUUUUUUUUGUUGCUAUAUUUUACAAUAUAUAAUGAAACAAAUUAAUUAUGACUUAUCACACAAAUUUAGUGAUUUUAAUAUAGUUAUUCAAUUAUUAUGCGAUUAUGUAUAUUAUUUAAUAUUUUAUAAACACGAAGUAUUAUGCUAUAAAUGUAUGAAUAGUGGAGAAUUAAUUUUGUGUGAUUUUUUAAAUUGUACAAAUGUUUGGCAUUCUUUUUGUUUAUUCUCAAAAAAUGAUCAGGAAGAAAAAAAGUUGAAUAAUUUGUGGUUUUGCCCAAAUUGUCUCAACGGAAAAUUAGUAAAACCUUCUCAAAGAGGUUAUUAUAGACAGAAUGAAAUAAUACAAAAUUAUUGGAAAAGGAGAGUUUACAUUUAUAAAAUAAAAUUUUUUUUGUCGAGAACUCGAAGAAUUCGAAAAAGAUUAGAUUUACUUGAAAUGGAACUAAAUAAAAGGAUUCCAUAA
Plasmodium vinckei vinckei is the source of this 7521-nucleotide messenger RNA. Its product is annotated as lysine-specific histone demethylase 1, putative. Lineage: Eukaryota; Apicomplexa; Aconoidasida; Haemosporida; Plasmodiidae. Gene Ontology annotation, molecular function: oxidoreductase activity. Bases 1 to 7521 code for a protein of 2506 amino acids. The transcript is spliced from 2 exons. The record is from RefSeq and is a predicted model, not a curated record.